UACAUUUGUAAUUUAGUAGUAUAUUUAAGAUUUUUUUAACCUGUUUAUACGUUUUGCAUCUUGUUGAAAAUUACUGGUAAUUAGUAAAAAUCUAAUUAGUUAAACAUGAAUAGUAUACAGACAUUAAAAGAUAAUUUUGAUAUAUUGGUAAUAGGAGAUCAUCAAGUAGGGAAGAGUUCACUUAUUUUAAAUUAUUUACAUGAUACAUUUAUAAAUGAUAUUGAUGCAUCAGUUGAAGAUUUACAUACAAAAGUUAUAAGUGAAAAUAAUGAAUAUUAUGAAUUAUCUAUAUUAGAUACUUCAUCAGUAACUGAUCUGUAUGCUAGAUCAAGACAAAAGCAAAUUAUAAAUGCAUCUACUUUAUUAUUAGUAUAUUCUACAACCAAUACUGAAUCUUUACUUCAUUUACAUGAUAUUUAUGAUAAAAUACUUUCUAUAAGACCACUUUUACCUCCAAUAGUAGUGGUUGGAACUAAAUUUGAUUUAGUAGAUGAAAGACAAGUUAGUUGGGAAGAAGGUCAUGAAUUUUCUAAGAAUAUUAAUUCAGUAGGAUUCUUUGAAUGUUCAGCCAAGAGUAAUGUAAAUGUUGAUGAAGCCUUUCAAAGAUUAGCUGAUAUUGUUUUAUCUAGACAUCAAGCAGAUGUUCAACAACAAAAGAGAGCCAAACUGAUAACUGUUAUGGAUCCCGUAAUAUCCAAUAAUACUAUAAAUGAUUCAAUAAUUAUUGUCACAUCCGAAUCUUCAGGUUCACUUACCGAACAACCCCAGAAAUCUAAAUCGGCUCCGGAAAUAAGGAAAAUCCAAUCGCAAGUUAAAACUGAACAAAUAACCAAAUCGGGCUGUUGCAUUAUUAUGUAACUGCACUCUAUCGGGAACUUUAUAGAAUUAUAUACACUUUGCAUCACCUAAUUUAAUUUUUAAUUAUAUUAUUAUUAUUAAUUUCAAACUUUAAUUAAAUACA
Messenger RNA from Scheffersomyces amazonensis, 961 nucleotides. RefSeq names its product Ras2p (gene RAS2). The transcript has a single exon. Gene Ontology annotation, biological process: small GTPase-mediated signal transduction. Gene Ontology annotation, molecular function: GTP binding; GTPase activity; GDP binding. The record is from RefSeq and is a predicted model, not a curated record. NCBI's taxonomy places the organism in Eukaryota, Fungi, Ascomycota, Pichiomycetes, Serinales, Debaryomycetaceae. Gene Ontology annotation, cellular component: plasma membrane. The coding region runs from base 106 to 858 and encodes 250 amino acids.